ACAUCGUUGAAAUUCUAACCUCAUCCCCUAUUCGACCCUAAUACCAAACACCACACCACCUCUCUCUCUUCUUUCUCUCUUUCUAACCCUAACGAAGACUUUCGUUCUCUUCACAAUACGAUGCUCUGAUCCGAGAUAUUUUGCUCCCUGGAUCCGAUUCGCGAGAUUAAUGCUGUUUGAAGUAGGAUAGCAUAUUAAAUGGAUGAUGAUUGUACAGAUGGAUAAAAUGUCUGCUCCUUCUUCAAGGGAGCGUGCCCAACGCCUUUAUGAGAAGAACAUGGAAUUGGAGAAUAGGCGUCGGAGGUCAGCCCAGGCACGAGUCCCAUCAGACCCCAAUGCCUGGCAACAGAUGCGUGAGAAUUAUGAAGCGAUAAUUCUUGAGGAUCAUGCUUUCACUGAGCAGCACAACAUUGAAUAUGCUCUAUGGCAGUUGCAUUACAAGCGAAUUGAGGAAUUGAGAGCACACUUCAGUGCUGCUCUAACUUCUGCAGGUUCAAACACAUCUCAGGGUGUGAAGGGCCCUACACGACCUGAUCGAGUUACAAAAAUAAGACUGCAAUUCAAAACCUUUCUUUCAGAGGCAACUGGGUUUUACCAUGAUCUCAUUCUAAAAAUCAGAGCGAAGUAUGGGCUCCCUUUGGGUGGUUAUUUCUCUGAGGAUACAGAGAACCAAAUUGUUACAGAGAAAGAUGGGAAGAAAUCUGCUGAAAUGAAGAAAGGUCUGAUAUCUUGUCAUCGUUGUUUGAUAUACUUGGGUGACCUUGCACGUUACAAAGGAUUAUAUGGGGAGGGUGACUCCAAAAGUCGGGAGUUUGCGGCAGCUUCAAGUUACUACUUGGAGGCUGCAUCUCUUUGGCCAUCAAGUGGGAAUCCCCAUCAUCAGCUUGCCAUAUUGGCUUCAUAUUCUGGGGAUGAGCUGGUGGCUGUUUAUCGAUAUUUUCGGAGUCUGGCAGUGAAUAGUCCCUUUCCAACUGCGAGAGAUAACUUGAUUGUUGCGUUUGAGAAGAAUCGUCAGAGUUACUCUCAACUGCCUGAGGAUGUUAAAGCUUCUGUGGUCAAGGAGUCACCUGUGCGGUUGACUGGCAAGGGAAGAGGGAAAGGGGAUACUAAAUUUGCAUCAAAAGAUACUAACUCAGAAGGCAGCCAGGUUAAGGAGAGAGCAUCUACUUUGCCCGAGACAUAUAAAUCCUUUUGCAUCCGUUUUGUUCGUCUGAAUGGCAUUCUUUUCACACGCACAAGCCUGGAAACAUUUGCAGAAGUUCACUCGUUGGUUAGUGGUGGUUUGCGUGAGCUUCUGUCUUCUGGGCCAGAAGAAGAGCUGAAUUUUGGUGCUGAUGCCAUUGAGAAUGGACUUCUCAUUGUUAGACUUAUCUCCAUUCUUAUAUUCACAAUUCAUAAUGUAAAAAGGGAGACAGAAGGUCAGACAUAUUCAGAGAUUGUACAACGUGCUGUUCUACUUCAGAAUGCCUUUACUGCAGUUUUUGAGUUGAUGGGGCAUAUAUUGGAGAGAUGUGUGCAGCUGCAUUAUCUUUCUUCAAGUUACCUCUUGCCUGGCAUUCUUGUGUUUGUAGAAUGGUUGGCGUGUUGUCCUGAUGUUGCGGCAGGGAGCGAGGCGGACGAAAAACAGGAAAGUGUUAGAUCAAAAUUUUGGAAAAAUUGCAUAUCUUUCCUGAAUAAGCUCUUGUCCAAUGAGCCGAUGUCUAUUGAUGAUGGUGAAGAUGAGACUUUCUUUAAUAACACCAGGUAUGAAGAAGGGGAAACUGAAAACCGACUUGCUUUGUGGGAGGACUUUGAGUUAAGAGGAUUCUUGCCACUUCUUCCUGCACAAACCAUUUUGGAUUUUUCGAGGAAGCACUCCUUUGGAGGUGAGGGAAAUAAAGAAAAACUGGCCCGUGUUAAAAGGAUUUUAGCAGCAGGGAAGGCUCUAGCAAAUAUGGUUAGGGUCGAUCAAGAAACAAUACAUUUUGAUUCAAAGGCCAAGAAAUUUGUUAUUGGUAUUGAGCCUCAAAUCUUAGAUGAUUGCGUGUUUACUACCACCUAUGCAGGCAUGCCUAAUACGAAUGGUAUGUUGUAUGAAAAUCAGAUGGAGAAAACAAAGAAUUUGGGCAUCCUGCAGCCAAAUCCUGAGCUAUACAUGGAAGGAGAAGAGGAGGACGAGGUAAUAGUUUUUAAGCCAACAGUGGCUGAGAGGAGAACUGAUGUGAUUGGUUUGAAAUGGGACCCGUAUGAGGGCCUGGAGCCUGGUCAAAAUGCUUCAGCAGGUGAUCUUAAAUUUCUUGGUGGUUCUGUUUCAGCCCCUCUAGGUAAUCUCCGGCAGCAGAUUGCUCUUGAUGUGGAUUCACAAGUGCCGACCUCUGUUGGUAAUAUGGUCCCACAGCAUCUCCAACCUAUUCAAUCUCAUGCUUCGAAGUGGUCAGUGGAAGAGGAAGCUCUUCUUGCUAAUGGCUUGAAAGGUCUAAGGUUUGUGGAGAAUGGGCACAUAAUGAAAUCUGAACAAGAUUUUGGCAUAUCAACUCCUGCGCUUUCAGCUUCCAUCCAGCAAGCUGUCAGUGCUAAUACUAGUGGUAUGUCUUACAGUUAUACAAAAGCUCCAGAAGCUGUGACUCUUGCUUUUACAUCAUCUCGGGCCAUGCCUGACAAUUUGGCUGUGAAGACCUCAUCAGCAUUGCCAGCAGGCUUGCGAAAGAAUCCAGUUAGUCGGCCUGUUAGGCACAUUGGGCCUCCCCCUGGUUUUAGCCCUGUUCGCUCUAAGCAAGUGAAUGAAUCCAUUUCUGGUUUAGACUUGGUAAGUGGUAAUCCACUGAUGGAUGAUUAUAGCUGGUUGGAUGGAUAUCAGUUGCCAUCAUCAACGAACAGCCCUGGGCCAAAUGGGCCAAAUAGUUCCGUCAAUCACCCAUCUUAUUCAAACCCCCAGCCCAUCAGUAUCAGCAAUGGCUUUAGUGGGACAGUCAGCUUUCCAUUUCCUGGAAAACAAGUUCCAACCAUACCCUUCUCAAUGGAAAAACAAAAUGGCUGGCAAGAAUACCAGACACUUGAGCAGCUAAAUCUACACAAUGAACAGCAGUUGCAGCAGCAGCAUCAGCAUCAACUCAUCAAUGGAAAUCAGCACUUUACUCCAUUGCCUGAUCAAUAUCCAGGACAAUCUGUCUGGACAGGUCGUUACUUCGUGUGACGUCAAAUGAGAGUAUAGGUGGUCCUCGAGAAUGAUUCUGGUGUAUGUACUGCAUCCUUUUGCUACCAACUUUAAACUCCAACUUUGCAGCCUUGACAAUGUUGAUUUUGUUGGAGCAUGGGUGGCAUUGGCUUUCGUGCAGGCACUUGCUACUACACAAAUUUCAUCGAGCUCUUGAGCCUGGAGGAAGAAAUAUGAAACAUCCACUAUGAUUUGAAGUUUGUAAGAAGUAAAUGCUUUGUCUGGUUACUUGGGAUGGAUAGAACGUGUUAGUACGAUCAUCUGUUGGUUUUGGGCAUUUCGUCUCAGGCAAUUGGUGGAAUAUAGAUGUGCUCCCAUUCUACUCAACUGUUAUGACAGUAUAGCUGUCAAAAACACUGUUACUGUCUUCAGCUGGCAGCAGAUAAAUAUAUAUAAAGAGUAAAUGCUACUUGACAAGUUCUUUGCUAUGAAGCUUUGGAUAGGCUCCAUUUGAUUCGGGAAGGUUGCUGGGUAUCAGCAAGUUGGAUGGUGGGAAACAUGGUGAAGAGUAUAUUUGGGUGAGUGCAAGUGUGAUGUGUAAUGGUCGUUGCUUCUGGAUCAAAGACUUGUUAUAUUGUUACUAUGCUCUACUUACUUGGUGGUUAUAUAUGGGUGAGUAUAUGAUAGGUGAUGAUAUAAUACCAUUUUGGUGAAGUCGGGCUUGACUCGAACUUUUUUUUUUAUUUUUUAUUUUCUGAUGAAAUAAUCUCUCUGGAAUAUGCCUCUUAUGUUAAAAGUCGUAUUAUAUCUGAGAUAAGAUUUGGUUUA
This is a messenger RNA of Corylus avellana, 3961 nucleotides long. It is a transcript of the gene SMG7, whose product is annotated as Telomerase activating protein Est1. The record is from RefSeq and is a predicted model, not a curated record. Gene Ontology annotation, biological process: nuclear-transcribed mRNA catabolic process, nonsense-mediated decay. Gene Ontology annotation, cellular component: telomerase holoenzyme complex. Gene Ontology annotation, molecular function: telomeric repeat DNA binding; telomerase RNA binding; protein binding. NCBI's taxonomy places the organism in Eukaryota, Viridiplantae, Streptophyta, Magnoliopsida, Fagales, Betulaceae.